CAUACCGAAAACGUGGUAAGGUCUUCAGGGCAAGACAGAAAAAUGUAUUAUUUAAAACCAUAUUACAGAUCUGAUGAAAUUGGAAUGACGCUUCCAGAUGGGAUGUACAGAGUACCGUCUUAUCACAAGCCGCCUUGUCCCGUGACAUUGCCAGGGAACAGUUCAUCAGGGGAUGGAUCACCACUAUCAGAGCUUGAACAACGACAGGAAGUCAUUCUCCAGAGACUAGCCCAACUACAGCAAGACGUCAAAAAGCUGAGCACAGAGGUGGGGAUUCCCCUAGUGAAUUUUUCACCCGUUUGUACACCAGGUCCAUCUACACAGAUCCAGUCAGGUGUGAUACAGGAUAUAGUUGUGAAUGCUGACCCAGACAAACCACCAUUAUCACUGUUCAUCAUCCUCAAGUUACUGGCUCAGAAUACGAAAGUGCUAACAACUGCCCAUGUUCACUCAUCAGUCACACACAUUGAGAAACAUCUAAAGGAGAUCUUCACGAACGGCCCACGAGGGAUGAGGACUGAGUAUCAGUUUGCUGUGACACUGGUCUGGAAGAAAGAGGAGCUCAGUCCUUCCAUGAUGGUUGAUCCACACAGACAGUCUCCGGUGGUCGGAGAGGCAAAUAUCGCCCGCUAUUUGGCACGUCUCUUCAUGCCUGCGUAUGACAGCUCCGACCCUGUCCAGUCCACACUCAUAGACACCUGGUUAGACAUGGCCACACACCAGCUGCUCCAGGGGAACAGUAAGGAGAAGGCAGCUGCUGUGAGGAACUUAAACUCUCGACUGGGCAAGAAUGACUGGCUGGUGGCUUCGUCCAUGUCACUAGCAGACAUUGUUGUGUGGUCAGCCCUGCAGCAGGUGGGGCUUACUCAGGAUGCUCCAGCCAACGUUCAGAAAUGGAUAUGCUCAUGUCGCAAUCUACCCGAAUUUCAACUUCAAACUCUCCUGUCACAUUAACAAAAAGCGAAGUAAUAGUUUUGCUUUGAAGCAUAUUGUGAUGGAAAAACAAAAAGAAAAUAGCUUUCAUUGGAAAUGAACACGAAAAGAUUUGCGACUGCAGAUUUGGCAAAAAAUGUACAAAAUAUUUUUAACUCUUAAAUGUGUAUUGUGAUCGAUUUACAAGGCCUCAACUCAUUAAGAGAGAAGAAAUUCAUUGUGGACUUACCCACCCAAAGGUGCAUCAAACGUAAUAUAUGUCAGAAAUGUUUAUCUCUACAAAUUGUUUGAGUCUUGUCUUCCUGAUGAAUAAAUCAGACU
Molecule: messenger RNA, 1254 nt
Organism: Liolophura sinensis
Lineage: Eukaryota; Metazoa; Mollusca; Polyplacophora; Chitonida; Chitonidae
Product: aminoacyl tRNA synthase complex-interacting multifunctional protein 2-like
Exons: 4
Coding region: 43-954 (303 amino acids)
Cellular component (GO): aminoacyl-tRNA synthetase multienzyme complex
Source: RefSeq, a predicted model, not a curated record